AUGUUCGAAUUUCUGCCACUCGGGCGAAUUCUCAAGACGACAAACCCACCGGCAGUCGAAAAGUCCUCUGCGCCCCUUCGGUUCGGCGUGGUCGGUGCUUCACGCAUCGCUCCAGAUGCUGUCAUCAAGCCUGUCAGGUGCCACGCAGACACCUUGAUCCUCGCAGUCGCGGCGCGAAGCGAGAGACGGGCGCAGUCGUAUGCGCAGAAAUGGAGGAUCCCAAAGUUUUAUGGCGGGCAGAAUGCGUACCAAGAUCUCAUCGAUAACCCUGACAUCGACGUCGUGUACAUCGGGCUCCCCAAUGCUCUGCACUAUGAAUGGACCAUGAAAGCGCUUGCAGCAGGCAAGCAUGUGCUCUGCGACAAGCCGAUCGCGGACAACGAAGAAGAGACGCAGAGGAUGUUUGCUCUCGCCCAGGAAAAGAACCUCGUCCUCCUGGAAGCCUGGCAACCUCGAUUCCAUCCAGCCCUGCACCGCGUAAAGGCAAUCAUAGAUGAGGGCUCUCUCGGCAAGAUCGUCAAGAUGUAUGCGCACUUCGGCCUCUGGGGGGAUCUUCAGUUUAAGAAGGAUGACAUCCGCUACAACUACGGCCUGGGUGGCGGGGCCUUGAUGGACUUGGGCCCGUACCCGCUGAACAUCAUGCGCUACCUUUCGUCGUCUGAGCCUACCGUCCUGUCCGCCGAGGCGACAUGCCGCUCCGAGAACGUCGACCGGCGGAUGGAGGUGCACAUGACGUUCGCGGAGUCUAUCCCCGCGACAGUCAUCGUCGACUUUGCGCUGGAGGGCUGGGGCCCACUCAAGCUCCUUCCGCAGUGGCUGAAGCUCGUCUUUCGCGUCGAAUGCGAGAAUGGCGUAGUGGAGUACUUCAACUACGCGCUCCCGUCGCUCUACCACUACAUCACGAUCACCACCAAAGACGGGAAGUCCCGCGUCGAGAAGGUGUACAAGCCCGCAGAAGGCAAGGGCGAGGAGUGGUGGUCUGCGUAUCGAUACGAGCUGGAGGCGUUCGUGGACAAAGUACGGGGCCGCGAGCCGCAGGUUUGGAGAACGGCAGAGGACUCAAUCAACUCCAUGCGUAUCAUCGACGCUGCAUAUACCAAGGCAUGUUUUGCACCUCGUUCUCGGCGCACGCACUGA
Fibroporia radiculosa is the source of this 1137-nucleotide messenger RNA. RefSeq lists its product as uncharacterized. The transcript has 7 exons. The coding region runs from base 1 to 1137 and encodes 378 amino acids. Gene Ontology annotation, molecular function: nucleotide binding. Lineage: Eukaryota; Fungi; Basidiomycota; Agaricomycetes; Polyporales; Fibroporiaceae. The record is from RefSeq and is a predicted model, not a curated record.